Molecule: messenger RNA, 662 nt
Organism: Ceutorhynchus assimilis (cabbage seed weevil)
Lineage: Eukaryota; Metazoa; Arthropoda; Insecta; Coleoptera; Curculionidae
Source: the annotation of a GenBank genome assembly
GAAACACUGUAAACACUCGGAGCAGUUUUCAUCUCUUUUCCUUUUAAUAAGAAGAACAAGGAUAGAAACAUUACAACAGUAUCUCGAGGUAACUUCAUUUUUGCCCCACUUGUUUUUGUUCUUUUUCGUGCGUCAACCAUUGACAAGAAGACAGAAACAUGCCUUCGGUAACCCUCAAAGACGUCGACCAGCACAAAUUCGUAAAGGCCUUCGCCCAGUUUUUGAAAAAGACUGGUAAACUACGCGUUCCAGAAUGGAUCGACUUGGUUAAAACCUCUAGAGCAAAAGAAUUGGCCCCCUACGACCCCGACUGGUACUUUGUACGUUGCUCCUCUGUAAUCAGGCACAUUUACAUCAGGAACCCAAUUGGAGUGGGUUCAGUUACCAAGAUUUUUGGCAGCCGUAAACGCAACGGUACCAAGCCUUCCCACUUUUGCAAGUCGGCUGGAAGCAUUGCUCGCAAAUCUUUGCAGAGUUUAGAAGGUCUGAAACUGAUUGAAAAAUCUGCUGACGGUGGCAGGAAACUGACCCAACAAGGCAGAAGAGAUGUUGACAGGAUUGCUGCCCAAGUUAAGGCUAAGGAGAGGAAGGCCCUUAAGGCUAGCGCUGUUUUAACUUUGACAUAAAAAUGUAAUGAAUAAACAAUUAAAAAAUUAAUUAUU